Messenger RNA from Dreissena polymorpha, 4409 nucleotides. RefSeq lists its product as uncharacterized. The coding region runs from base 301 to 3546 and encodes 1081 amino acids. Gene Ontology annotation, molecular function: ubiquitin protein ligase binding. The transcript is spliced from 16 exons. The record is from RefSeq and is a predicted model, not a curated record. Lineage: Eukaryota; Metazoa; Mollusca; Bivalvia; Myida; Dreissenidae.
CGCUACAUAUAGGAUGUCAACGCGGUGGAUGUGGGCUUGAGUUUCAAUGCCCACCUGAGCGUGUUGCGUGAAUUUGUUUAAAACAUUAAUAAACUCGAUAAGCUAUGUCAACGUUUUAAAGAUAAGACCUGCCACAGUUAGCGAUAAAGGUUCGUGUUUAAAACAGCUUGUGACAGGAAGGAAAACGGAUUAUUGAUACAGAUAUCAAGACACUGUUUUGCCUGAGUGAUAUUUUGGAAGUGUAAUGUUGGAUUUUAAAGGUUUCUCCACUCACCAUCGUUCGACAACGGCCCCGGUUAUAUGGCGGACGUAAUGUUGCCUAGCGACGAAACAGCCGGAAUCUUUGGUGGCUCCGACCCGGAAGCAAUAUUCGACUUCAUCACCAUUCGAUCCAUGCAUGAACGCUAUGGAAACAUUGAAACUCCACGCGGAAAAAUCGGCCGCCAUGACAGGAUCACUUAUGAAAACGAGGCUAUCUACCAAAACGAGGCGGAAUUCGAAACUUUUGUUCAGCAGUUCCCCAUCGAUGACUCGAUAGCAGAAUGUUUUGCCACAACGGACGGAGACGCGGAUAAACUCGAUAACAAAUACGUGUCUGGAGGUAAACGACCUCAGAUCUCCACCACGUACAGCAAAAUGAAGAAACGGUUCGGUAAAAAGUCAGCAGACGACAUCAGUCUUAUGUCAGAAGAAGAUCCGAGAUCACGUGAUUUGAAACGAUCCAAGAAAUAUGGCGGUGUUUUUAGCAAGCGUCAUAAAUGGCGGGGUUUUGUAUCGUCAACAAAUAAGAAUACAAGUUCAAUAAGCAAACAAGCACCACAUCAUACAAGACAUACGGAAGACUUUUCUAAACCGGACAUGCAAGUCCGUAGUUUAUCCUCGACGAUAAAUGCCGAGGUUCACCACAUUGACAGUUCCGCGAGUGAUUCGCAGAUAACGUCAUUUUCGGAAACUCUAGCGCAUGCGCACAGUUUGUCGUCUGGAACAAAUACUAACGAGCUAGAGGCAGAAUCGACGACAUCGGGCAGCGUCUUCGAGGACGAGUUUGAUGCUCUGCUGCACGGCAACACCACAGACAUGAUUUCAAGAAUAGAGGAUCUUCCGCCCGAUCAAGUUCUCAAACUUCGCGACCAACGUGGUAACACGCUACUUCAUCGCAGCAUGCUCGUAGGAAAUCCGGAUCUAGUCAAAUAUGUCCUGGAAAAAUUCCCGGAAAUGACGUCGGAUAUCAACGCCGAAAACGAGACAGCGGUGGAAAUGGCAGCGAAGCAUGGCCAGUUUGACUGUCUCAAGGUGAUGUUGGAGCGGUCUCAUAGACGCCACGCGCUCGGUCCCGCGCUCGGUCCCGCCAUGUUGAAUCGUCUGCUCAACGUCUGCGCGCAGCACGGACAGGCGGAGUGUUUAUAUCUUCUGCUGAAUUCUGUGACACGUGAGCCACACAGCGCAUGCGCACUUCCGGGUGACGUGCGCGGUAACACUGCCGCGCAUCUGGCGGCAAAACAUGGACAUGUCCAGUGUUUACACACUCUCGUGGCAUGUGGCUAUGACGUCACUUCCGAGAACCUUCUCCAGCAGCGGCCCCUGCACGUGGCCCAUCAGAGCAGAAGUCAUGUGUGCUUCGAAUACCUACUACUGCUGAACAUGUGCGCACGCAUGUGGGCUUUAUUGCACGCGCAGACGAGACUCAACGCCAGUCUUCUGGAACAGAACGCCAGCUGUCGAGCUUCUAUAGACCACGUGACAAAGUGUCUGAGAAAAUACGAACACUUUUGUAAAGACACUGAACAGAGUCUGUCGGACACUAAACAGGACGUCCUUCAUACCAUGCGAGGUUUACACGACCGUUUGACGUCACUUUCUGACGUCACAACGCUGGACGCGGACGCGGGUGAACAACUCAGGGGCCAGUUGGCGGAACUGACGUCAGAGAUUGAGCUCAUCGAGGAUACGUUCGAUUUCUCGCCGCUUGCCGAUCUGCACGCCUCUUUGCGGAAGUUGGACGCCUCACUGGUGGAAGCGUUAUCCAGCGUCACCGAGAGGACGUCAAACGACCGGACUUACCCGCCCACCACUGACGAGGUGGCAACACAAACGUUAUGCGGGCUUUUGAAGGACAUCCACAGAGAAUACAUUUUGGAGAACUGGAACACGGAACAUUUGUACGAGAAAUAUCUUUCGAACACCGGUCUUGGCGUCCCGGGCUUCUUUGACGUGGGUGCAACGUCAAACUUUACGUCAUCAAACGUGAAAUCAUUUAAUGUAACGUCAUCAAAAGUUGCAUCAAACACUUUUGAGAAUCCAGCUGAAGCAUGUUCCACCAAAUCAGGACAGGCAGAAGAACAAAGUGUCAAGGCAGCAAAAAAGAACACAGAUUUAUCUAAGUCAUUAGAAAAAUGUGAUUUAGCGCGAAAGAAACAGACUGCUAAUACUGAUUCUGGUACGUCUGAAAACUCGGCGUCAGCAGUUCAUUCAACAAAACGCGAUGCUCCCGAAGAUUGUGUGAGAAGAACGCAUACAAAGGAUCAGAAUUCGUAUAAACAGUUCAAAAACGAUACGAAGGAGGACAUCGAUCAUGAAGAAAUUGAUAUAAAUAAAUUAGACAAAAGUGACGAUAAAAAUCAGAAUGGCGAAGGCUAUGCGACAGACCUACUCAAUGACCCAACGGAGAGACCUUUCACGAAGCUCCUUUCCCUGGACGAAAGAAUCGAUCUUUUGAUAGCUGGCGAAAGAAGGAAGGAGCGAGAAAUUGACGGGAGCAUUCACACGUCGAGCGGAAGCCUGCAGUCGUCGCACUCCAUGGAUCCGCCGUCCACGUUUACGUCGGUGACCUCACACACAUCCGGGGCAUCAGACUGGUACAACAAGCUCGCGUUAACCAGUCUGGAGACCGCAGCGAACGAUUACGUCACCAACAACGAGGUGUCACGUGACGCGACGAGUGACACGACAUCGUACUGGUGGGAUGUGGAGGAAAGAGGAUACGCAAACGAAGACGGUAUGCUGUCAGCGAUGUACGCCGACAACAUCCGUCGACGUGUACACGUGCAUUGUGACAACGCCUCUUCGUCAUACGACGAUCUCCGUCGACAGAGGAUCGCUAGUCACCUUAAAGCCGUCCAGCAAACUAGGUUUACAUCGGACAACUACCGCGAAAGAAUAACUACGUCAUCAGGUGAGGUCAUGGGAGGCUUCGACACUCCGCCGGAAGUGGGACCGCAGCGCCGUGUUCAUGUCGACGUCUCUGGUGCUUUGAGAAACAGAGACCAAUCGAAACAAGCUAGGGGAAACCAGAAGCCGGGUAAACCCCGUUUGUUUACAUUAGAGGACGCCAUAGACGCAACAUCUGAGGGCGAGGCUGACUUCCGGUAUAGCUACAAGCGUCCACGAGAUCAAGUGCUCAGUGUUCGAUGGGAGGACAUGUCGAUGACGGACGACGAUGAUCGCGGUCCGCUGUCAUGGAUCGAGCGCGAGCUAGGCGGAUUGGGGUCUCGUAGCAGCGGAAGUGAUACGAUAUCCGUGGAGUAUGCCGCUCAGAGCUUCGUCUGACCUUGAACACGUGUGACCAUCAGAUUGGCAGUGACACGAUAUCCUUUUAGCAUUGCGCUCAGGGCUUCCUCUGACCUUAGAACACACUAAUGACUAACUGUGGCAGUUACAAGAGAUUCUUCGAGUGUUGCGCUCAGAGUUUCGUCAGGCCUUGGAACGCACUGUUGACCAUCAGAAGCAGUGGCAUGAUAUACGACGAGUAUGGCGCUGAGAACUACGUCUGACCUUUGAACACACUGUUGACAACCAGCGGCAGUGACAAGAUAUCAGAGUGUGGCGCUCCGAGUUUUGUCUGUCAUUGAAAGUGUUGACAAACAGCGACAGUGAUAUUUGUGUACAUGUAGUUUGACGCUUAGAGCUCCGCCAGUCCUUGGAAUGCAUUGUUGGCCAUCAGAGCAGUAACAUGCUUUAUGAGAAUGGCGCUUAGAGUUACGUCUUACCUUUUGCAGUAUGGAGCUCAGAGCUUUGAAUGUAUUUGGUACGCAUUGUUAAUAACCAGCGGUAAUGACAUGCUGUCCGUAAAGUAUUGCGCUAAAGGUUUUGUCUUUCUUUAGAACGCACUGUUGACCAACAUAGCGGCAGUGAAACGAUAUCCGUGCUGCUCAGGGCUUCUGCUGACUUUGGAAUAACCUGUUGACCAACAGCGGCAGUGAAACGAUGUCUGUGCAGAAUGGCGUUCAGGCCUUCGUGGGACUGUCGAAUUCACUAUUGGUCAACAGAGCGGCAGUGACACAAUGUCCGUGCGCUAUGACGCCCAGAGCUUCGUCUGACUUUGGAAUACACGUUUGACCGAUAUUGCGGAAAUGACACGAUUUCCGUGCAGGGGUUUUAGUUUUUUACCGACUAAGAACAUGUACACAAUU